Coregonus sp. 'balchen' is the source of this 908-nucleotide messenger RNA. NCBI's taxonomy places the organism in Eukaryota, Metazoa, Chordata, Actinopteri, Salmoniformes, Salmonidae. The record is from the annotation of a GenBank genome assembly.
AUGAACCAGACUUCAGACUGUUUGGCUACUCCAGGCCAGACUCACUGCUAGACUGACUGACUCCAACUACACUCUUAGGGUUAGGGUUAGGACUGGUUCAGCAGGGUUCCCCUAGUGGCCAGGAGGGAACUCUACAGGCUGUACGAACCAGACUUCAGACUGUUUGGCUACUCCAGGCCAGACUCACUGCUAGACUGACUGACUCCAACUACACUCUUAGGGUUAGGGUUAGGACUGGUUCAGCAGGGUUCCCCUAGUGGCCAGGAGGGAACUCUACAGGCUGUAUGAACCAGACUUCAGACUGUUUGGCUACUCCAGGCCAGACUCACUGCUAGACUGACUGACUCCAACUACACUCUUAGGGUUAGGGUUAGGACUGGUUCAGCAGGGUUCCCCUAGUGGCCAGGAGGGAACUCUACAGGCUGUACGAACCAGACUUCAGACUGUUUGGCUACUCCAGGCCAGACUCACUGCUAGACUGACUGACUCCAACUACACUCUUAGGGUUAGGGUUAGGACUGGUUCAGCAGGGUUCCCCUAGUGGCCAGGAGGGAACUCUACAGGCUGUAUGAACCAGACUUCAGACUGUUUGGCUACUCCAGGCCAGACUCACUGCUAGACUGACUGACUCCAACUACACUCUUAGGGUUAGGGUUAGGACUGGUUCAGCAGGGUUCCCCUAGUGGCCAGGAGGGAACUCUACAGGCUGUACGAACCAGACUUCAGACUGUUUGGCUACUCCAGGCCAGACUCACUGCUAGACUGACUGACUCCAACUACACUCUUAGGGUUAGGGUUAGGACUGGUUCAGCAGGGUUCCCCUAGUGGCCAGGAGGGAACUCUACAGGCUGUAUGAACCAGACUUCAGACUGUUUGGCUACUCCAGGCCAGACUCACUGCUAGACUGA